Orbicella faveolata is the source of this 2893-nucleotide messenger RNA. RefSeq lists its product as uncharacterized. The record is from RefSeq and is a predicted model, not a curated record. Lineage: Eukaryota; Metazoa; Cnidaria; Anthozoa; Scleractinia; Merulinidae.
GUAGUGCAAAAAAGUAAAAACCACAAGAGUGCUUGAUUAUUCAUUUAUUCGGAGUAUUUCAGACGAAAAUAAUUAAAAUUGGCCACUGGCCCAAUUUACUAUACACAAAUACUCGCUUUGUUUUGUAAUUCACUGAGACAAUUGGCGCGAAAGAGUCUGUUUUAUUACCUGUGUGGGUCACAACAUGUCGUGUAUAUUAUCGUCAAGUUAACAGCUAAACGUUUAAGAGCAGCGUCUGAUCCACAGGAUGACUAUAAACAACGUUUCUGAACAAAGAAUAAGAAAGAAGGAGUGCGGUUUGGCAAACUUAACUUCAUGAAAAUUUUAUUGCAGGGAUUUUAUUGAAGCUUCGGGGGUUGCCAAGCGUAGCUAUGUCGUUAGGCAAAUUGCCUUUUCAAUUAUACAGGUAUUUUCAGUUUCACACAAAAGGCUACGAAGAGCUUCGAAUCUCGUCUGUAAACAAAGGAGUGUAUCACCUGCCGUUUGCAAUUAUUGGCACAAUAUAAUUAGAGAGAAAUUUGCUGUGAAUUCCGAUAGAAAUCUUCCUCUUCUCCGCAAGGAAAGCUGGUGGACGAUCCUGGUCCUCGAAAGUACUUCAAUCUUGGGAAGGUUUUGUUUUAUGCAACUUUAAAUCUUCCUCGCAGUUGUAACAGCGAAGAAGAGUCGGAAAAACCCUAUGGAGAGCGAAGGAAGUAAUUGUGAAUCCAGCAAAAAAGAUUCCACUCGAGGUGAAGAUUUUGAAAAUCAUGAUGAAGUCAAAGAUACAAAAGCUGAAAAUACCGAAAAAGUCGAAACCACAAAGGACAUUUCGUGUCAAACCGAUUUCGAUGAUAUUUUGCAUCAACACCUAGAACAGUUUGAAGAUGAGAUGCAACUAGAGCGAGACGAAAUGGAGAAGGAGUUUAUUGAAGAAAAAAGCAACCUUGAAAUUAAGCUGAGAAAUGAGUAUAACGAGAUCAUCAAAGCCAAAGACGAGCUUAUUCGGGUUCUCACAGAAGAAAAGGAUUUCUUUUGGAGCGAACUUCGCGAUUUGAGAAAAUCAUUCGAUCUGUUCACUAGGCAUGUUCACCGAGAUGCACUUCAACAUCUAAGUCAGUGCGGAUAUGAGAAGGAACUGGGCACCAAACCAAGAAUUACCGGAAAUGGCACAGUGGAAGGGAAGAACGGCUGUCAUGACAACACUAACCUCGACUGUGGAGAACUUUUGACCGUGCUGCGCAAACAAGAAGAGGUUCUGCUAAGGUCGUUUGAAAGAGAAAAAGCUGAGAUGACGCAGAGGUUUGAAAGGGAAAAACUGGCUGUAAGGAAACUAGUAGAAGAAGAAUGUCAAGCAAGAUACGCAUACGAGCGAGCGUACCUGCUUCACAGCAUAGACGGACUCAAGGAAGGGCUGGACAGCUUGAGAAUCCAGAAAGAUGAACUGGCUAAAAUAUUUGAGGGAGAGAAAAACGCGUUGGAACUCAGCUAUAAAAGAAAAGAAGAUGAAUUACGACAGAAUUUAAAACUGGAGCUUCAACGUAAGAUUAUCCAUGCUCAAAAGCCUUGGACUCAGACUAAAAUUUAAGGAUGCAGUGUGCCUUUUCGUCUUCGGCUACGCUUGUCCCACGAUGCAGUAUAGCGCUGAAAAAAAAAAACUAUCCAAAUGAAGAUUUCUUCUAAAGCAUUUCCUUUAAACAUAAUUAUGGCCCAACAUGGAUGGUACUAUUAAAUUUGUUUUAGUUUACGCACGAGGCGAAAGGGCUCGGACGUGGGUCGGAAUAAGGACUGUUCAGGCCCUUCACAUCUCUUUGUCGAUCACUUCAGUUUCAAGUUCAUAAUAUUAAUUCUUCAAACUGAGUUACAUACAUUCCUUUUCAUGUAAGAUAUGAGAAUUUGGCGAUAAAUCAUGCAGCAACAAGAGAUAAUAUCUUGGCAACAAUCAGAUGUUUACUUGGUUACCGUAAUGCAGUCAUGUUGUAAGGAAAACUAAGGUGCUGAUCACAAGACAAACUUUACGUUCUGUUUAGAAUUUAUAGCACUUUCGUCGAAAAGAAAAUAUGCAAAUAAAGGAGACACCCUAGUGUCGGAAAGAAAGAUUUUUAUUUAAAAAACUAUUCUUUGAGGUUAACCUCGACUGACCAACUCUGUAAGCUCGAAGCUGACAACGAAAGAAUCUUGUUUUAAAAACCUCAAUUCAAGACAGUAUUCAUUUAAGCGAGCCGAUAAGCCGACGAAAUUAUUAAAUCGUUCAUUACUAUUUCUCAAAACAACUAGCUUCCAGCAGUAGGAUGAUGGUACUUCUAAUUAUCAAAAGCUCAAAUUAAACAAGCCAUCUUCAUGUUGAAGAAGAAGAAGAAGAAGAAGAAGAACAACAACAACAACAACAACAACAACAACAACAACAACAUUACAAUAUUUUUAAUGAGCGCGGACGUGAACAUGUUUCUCAGGAUUUGAUAAGCCGUGUACAUUUUGGUCAGUUGUCGAAAGUAAUUAAAAUACUAGCCGAAAUAAUUCUAAACCUAUUUUAAUUCCGGUGCUAUUCCCUUACACGAACAUUUGUUCUGGAUCUGAACUGUUCUUAAUUUAUAGUAAAGUUUGUAACUACCGUAUAUGGUAUUCGAUUUCAGUAUUUUAAGGUCGCUGGUAAAGAUAGGGCCAAGCCACUCCCUUCUCUUACCAGAAAUCCUAUUCUCGUACACAAAACACAGCUUAUGGCCUCAUGAAAAUAUUUUUGCUUUCAACUAGUGAUACACAGUGUUUGUAAAGUAACUCAAAGGAUCAACGGAUAGACAAAAAUUGAACAUUCCGAUCCACUGAAUUAACACAUUCAACGCAAAGUUGAAGCACGUUUACCGUAAAUCCUCGAAUUAGCGCCUCCCACCCCUCCUCGAAUAAGCGCCCCCUUCGAAUA